CAUCAGCAAAGAAGAAAGAAACGACGGGAUCGACGAAGGUGAGCUGGUGCUCUGCUCUGCUGAACAGUCUGCGAACACACGACGAAGAAAGAAAAAACGCGAGUGUAGUGAGUGCGUGUGUGCUUUUCGAACGAAAAUUUUCUAUUCCCGUGGUGGAAAAGUGUAAUUUUCAUACGAAUUCACUCGCGAAAACGCUUCUUACCGAUCGCAGACGUUGGCCACGUUGUCCAACUCGGGUGUGCAAUAGGAUCCGGGCUAGAGGGCAAGCGAGAACUACGGAUUUUACCUCAGAUUCUUCCUCCUCCUCCCGUUUCCACCCGCUGCGAUUUGUCCGUUCGCCAACGUCGUCAGCCAAAGUCAGCAUAUUGCCAUCGGUUUAAGCAAGUGUGCUGACCAGGAAGGAGGCGAAGAGUGUUCGCUGCCGUUUGAAGGUUUUUUUCGAUACGAUUUUUCUUCCUCUUGAGAUUUUCUCCGCUCCGUUCCCGAUUACCGGACGGUUGAGACCCCGAGUACUGGGUUGAAGGAGGGGAAAAAGUGCCACACAGGGGGAAGAAAAUCUGAAGUUCGUGUUUGAAUGCUGUGAACAGGCAGCAGGAGAGUCGAAAAAGAAAAAUAGAAGAAGUGAAUCGCAAGGUUUUGGGGGUUUAUUGUGUGCUUUUUAUGUGGUGAUCCUCCGGAUCCAAGCAGGCCAGGAAAGGAUUGCUUGUGAUUGAAAGAAAUUAAAAUUGGAGAUAAACGCCAAACUGGGAACAGAGAAGAAUAACAAAAUGAAUGAGUUUAUCGUGGCAGGAAAGUACCGGAUCAUCCGUAAGAUUGGAUCCGGUUCGUUCGGCGACAUCUAUCUGGGAAUCAACAUCACCAAUGGCGAGGAAGUUGCGCUUAAAAUGGAAAGCCUGACGGCACGGCACCCCCAGCUGAUGUACGAAUACAAGCUGUACAAAGUGCUAAUCGGGGGCGUCGGAAUUCCGCACAUCCGUUACUUCGGCCAGGAACGAAACUAUAACGUGCUGGUAAUGGAUCUGUUGGGGCCUUCGCUGGAAGAUUUGUUUAACUUUUGCAGUCGCCAUUUCACUAUAAAAACGGUGCUGAUGUUGGUCGAUCAAAUGAUCGGUCGGUUGGAGUAUUUGCAUAUGAAAAAUUUCAUUCACCGGGACAUCAAACCAGACAACUUCCUGAUGGGCAUCGGCCGGCACUGUAAUAAGCUUUUCAUGAUCGAUUUUGGACUAGCGAAAAAGUACCGGGACUUCCGGUCGCGUGUCCACAUCAUGUACCGCGAGGAUAAGAACCUAACAGGCACAGCCCGCUACGCCUCGAUCAAUGCCCACCUCGGAAUCGAACAGAGCCGCAGAGACGACAUGGAAUCGCUGGGCUACGUCAUGAUGUAUUUCAACCGAGGUUCACUACCCUGGCAAGGACUGAAAGCCACAAACAAGAAGCAGAAGUAUGAAAAGAUCUCCGAGAAAAAGAUGUCCACCCCGAUAGAGCUGCUCUGCAAGGGCUUCCCGGCGGAGUUUGCCAUGUAUCUCAACUACUGUCGCAGUUUGCGGUUCGACGAAGGACCGGAUUAUAUGUAUUUGAGACAACUGUUUAGAAUCCUAUUCCGUACGCUCAAUCAUCAGUACGACUACACCUUUGACUGGACGAUGCUGAAACAGCGAGGGAUCCUAAAGGGUGGCACCAACGCCCUGCCCCACGCCACCGGCGAAGGGAAUCGCGAGGAACGGCGUGAUAAAGAUAAGCAACCAACUGAAACUGAAAAAUAGAAAUUUAAAAAUUUUUUUUUAUGUGUAAAAUAUAUAAUAUUACUAAAACUGAGUAAACAGAAGAAGCGGAAGAGAAAAAAGGAAGAAGAAGCAAAGCAAAACGAAACGAAACAAAACAUGAUCAAUGUGAAAGAGAAUUAGCGAGAAGUUAAAGAGAUAGCAAGAAAGCGAGAGCGCAAUUAGAAACGAAAGCAGCAGUAGAGAUACAAACAGACAAACAAACCAGCUAGAAGCUAGUGAGAGUGCAGUUGAGUGCAUCGUUUUCGAGAGAAAAAUAAUCUGUAAACCUUGAAACAGACACACACUUGGAAAUGUAACGAGUGAAGUGGGAAUUUGCGUUGAAGAAAAUAAUAAAUCAAGAAAAAGAAGAAAACAAAACAUUAGCAAACUCUAACUUUAAUUAAAACAAAAGUAUGUAUAAUUAAAAAUAAUAUUAGUAAUUUAAAUAUUGAUUAAAAGAAAAGAUGAAAACAAGCGCCGGUUCAAAGGUCGGUGAGGGAUGUGAGAACGGCAAACGUAGAAAUGGACGAAUCUCCCAAAUAAACAGAACUGCACUUCCCGUUCGUCCUUUUCUGUUUUUGCCGGACCGCUCAUAAAACCCUCGAAAAAUGACGGCCACGGCGACAGAAUCACCACACACACACUCACUCACAUACACAGACAUACGAAGGCAUACACAAACAAACAAUCGUGCACCGGGUCAUAAUCAUGUUUUUUCAUAAUGCGGUAUUUUCUUCUCCCGUUGUCCGAAACAUUUUAUAGUACACACUUAUACAACAAAAUCACGCACUCCGAUGCAGCAGUCAUACAGUAAUAAUGUACACGUUUCGCACGUGUUUGUUCCCUGUGUUACAGGCAAAAGUUUGAUAAGGAAACAGCUAUUACUACAAUAACUACUAUUACUACUACUACUAUUACUACAAUAAACGGAAAGCCACACUGGGGAUAUACGCAAAAUGCGCAAAUUUGCCAAUUGUUUAGUUUUCCAAUAGGUUUUAAGUUGAAACACUCAUUUUUAUCCCCUUGCUUUUUAAGUAAACUGUUGAGAAGAAGAAGAAAAUUUUGAAAUUAACCAUUAGAAGGAAACAAACAAUAACAAAUGAAAAGAUAAAUAAAAACAGCCAAUACAACAAAUAACAAGAAAUACAACAAAGUAUGUUUAUGUAGUAUAUAAACAAAAGUCCUUAACUCAUGGAACUCAAACCACAACAAGCAUGAGUAAAUAUUUGUCGUGAAUAGAAUCAACUGUAUGUAUUAAAACGAUGCAACAUACACAAAUACAAGCGUACAUGUUGGCGUUACUCAACGCUAGCGUACGACCACUUUUGGCUACUCCAUAGAUGGCGCCUCACUUCUUUUAAACUUUCUUUGCCUUGUUUCUGUUCUAUUUUUUCCAUAACAUUUUUUGCAGUUUUUAUUUCUCGAAUAGAAACCUUUCAAAAAAUUAUUGGUGUUUCCCGCAGACUUUUUCUUUCCUUUCUUGCAAAUCUUUCACUUUCAUGUUUCGUUAUUUGUCGUUUUCUUUUCAUUACUGUUUCACUAAUUUCCCACUGGAAGUGCGUCUCCAUUACGCGUAAAGUACGGAAGCCCCACAAUCUGUUGUCUUUUUUGUAGAAACUGACUAAAAUACUGCUCUUUCUCAUUCAGCAAGAAAGAUAUAAAUAUAAAACAAGUCGAGAAACACGUGUUAGAAUAACAAAACAAAUGGAAAACUUGAGGAAAAUUAUAAAAUAAUCGAAUAUGCUAUCAACAAAACAAAUUAAGUGUACAUAUAUUAAACAAAAUAAAACACCCAACAAAUUACGACGACAAAAAACAUGAAUAAUAAAAAAAAAAUCUGUUGACAUGUUGAAGGUGACGUGAAAAAGAAAAACAAAAUUUCUUAUAAAAAGUUUAACGAUGGUGGUGUGAAGCAAAGCAAGCAACAGCCAGCAGAACAGAAAACUUUGAAAGGACACAUAUUAUAAACCUAGACAAAACAUCAUAGCAAAUAACAAAACGGAUAAAGGCUAACGCCUUUGUUAAAUUAAAAAAAAAUCCAAUACAAACAAAUCACACACACACAGACAGAACAUAUGCGCAUCAGACAAACAGAUUCAUUUGAAAUUUCCGAUUCCUGAUUGACUCCAACCUUAGCUAGCCGAAGCGGUCUAUCUUGUAGGGAACGGACAGUCAAUCAGUUAUCUGAAUCCUAUAAAACAAAACCUUUUCGUUUUCUCACACCAAUAUUAUACAUGAAGUAAAUCAACAACAGGAACAAAAAAAAACAAGAAGUAGCAAACAAUAAAUUUCAGCCAACAUGAUGGAGAAUGCAUGGCGGAACGGACGCUCCCGAAAAGCGGAGCGCAUUCAUUAUAACUAGGGUAUAAUGAUUAUUUUUUUCUUGGAUGAUUGAAGAUUAAAAUGAUAGGGCGAAGAAGCAGCAAACAGUUAUGGAAUAAAGAAAAA
Messenger RNA from Sabethes cyaneus, 4211 nucleotides. Its product is annotated as casein kinase I-like. The transcript is spliced from 2 exons. Gene Ontology annotation, biological process: peptidyl-serine phosphorylation; signal transduction; negative regulation of canonical Wnt signaling pathway. Gene Ontology annotation, cellular component: cytoplasm; nucleus. Gene Ontology annotation, molecular function: ATP binding; protein serine/threonine kinase activity. The record is from RefSeq and is a predicted model, not a curated record. The coding region runs from base 768 to 1763 and encodes 331 amino acids. Lineage: Eukaryota; Metazoa; Arthropoda; Insecta; Diptera; Culicidae.